ACGAGGAGUUAAAAUGGGAAAUAGGUGAGGGCAGUAGGCGACUGUUGCAAGUGUGUUUAGGCCGUCCUAGCACAACUGGGUCGUUGUUUCAGUAGUUUCAAUGAGUGUUUACUGUAUGCUCUCCGAAGCUCGGUCUUCAUCGUUUGUGACAGUCGAUUUUGCCGUUGGUGUUGUGCGUGCGUUUCGAUCAGCCAACUUUAUUUUCAAGUGCAAACGCUGGUUUUAGCGUAGAAUGUCGGAAGCACUAACGAAUCAUUCGUUGAUGCCUGUGAAUCGCAAUCUGUAGGCUGUAAAUGUGGACCAAAGGUGAUGCUGCAAGGUCAGCUGCCUGACACAGUGUCAUCUGUGUGCACAAGUCACCAUGGUCUCUCCCAUGACACCAGUGUUCACAGAGUCUCCGGAGGCUGUGGUCCCCCUGUACGAAGAGCCGCCCGGGAGCCCGCAGGAACGGAGGGUAGGGAGACGCCUCCGCCGCCUAUCCCACCGCGUGCCCCCGUGGUGCGGACUGGCAGCACGUAUGCCUCUCACUGUGCUGCUCCUCUCUCCUCCUUCUCCAAGCCUCCUCCUCUCCCUCCUCAGGGUUCUUCAGCCAGCAGUGCGGAUGACGCGCACUGUUCCAUGACCCUCCUGGAGCGUCUCAUUCGCACCAGUAGUAUCUGGUUUCUGCCAGACGUGGGGCGUACCGGUGCUGUGCACUACUUGCAAGGCAAGGAAGUCGGGAACUUCAUAGUGCGCCAGUCCAGCAAGAAGGGCACUCUGGCUCUGUCCGUACGACUUCCUGUUGACGCGGGGCCGUACAUCGAGCACUACCUCAUUGAAGCCACGGCCGAGGCCAAGCACUGCCUGGAAGGGUCCGAGAACCAUUUUGCCUCAAUACCUGUGCUCGUCUGCCACUACUGCCAAUGCUGUGAUGAAUUACCUGUACAGCUAUGCCUCCCAGUGGUUUUGCUUGAGGCAACUACACGGCAGGAGCUGUCUGCCUUGUCACUCCUGGGCCAAGAGUUGUGGGUGUCCAGCUUGCUCAAGUCUGCUCCGUCAAGUGCGGGGUCCAGCGUGUCAUGUGCCUCUUCUCAGGCAUCUCCCAACCCAGACCAUAAUGCUAAUGUCCAUGUGUCAAGCUUCAAAAAGACCUUGCCUGUCAACCCAGUGGUCACCUCUCCAGUGGCUGCAGUCAGGCCAAACUUUCUUGCACUUCAGAGUUCGACAGCGGACAUUGGUGAAUUGGCAGCUCAAGUUCCUGAUUCCCCUUCCCCACCUGCAGAAAGUGAGGCUGGCUUUGUGUCCGAAGUGGCUGGCAGGUCAGCAUUUUAUGUGGGUGUGGACUCGACUCAAAAUGCACCUAGCAAAGCUGCACCCAGCAAAGUUGCACCCAGCAAGGCUGCACCCAGCAAGGUUGCACCUAGCAAAGCUGCACCUAGCAAAGCUGCACCUAGCAAAGCUGCACCUGUUAAGUCUCCAUCCAGUAAGAACAAGCCGUCUCCUCCAGCGGAGGAGGAAAAGCCUCGGUGCCUCAUGAAGCCAUCGCCACGCAGGCGGCGGAAACUCCCAGAGUCUUCACCGGAAACUUACUACUCCAGCAGUCUCGCUGACAAAAUUAGCGACUAUGAAGACAUUUGGGGCACAGCCAAUGGGCGUGGGAGCGACAGUCCUGCUCCUGUACUCUCCACCUUUAAGCCUGAAAGUCUUGUGUGCCAGUCCACGCAGACAGAAGUACACGGUGGCUCCUUGCCCGAGGGACUCGAUGUUGCUGGACAGAUGCGGAGCUUGUCUCGUUCUAUGCCUGGCAUGGUUAAGGAUAAAGCCCAGACAGGACAGUUUUCCAGCCCUUUCUAUAGUGAACCGGUGGACUCGCUGUUCCUUGUGGUGUCUUCUGCAGUUGAACCACUGCAGAUUGAUGAGGUGUCGCCGUCUGCAUCAGCACACCGAGAACGACCCCUGAUGCGGCAUUCGGAACCUAAUGUUCACUCUUUGCGAAGCAGUACACAGCGCUCUUCUGACCUGACUACCACGUUUGACGAUACGAACUCAUGCACUUCGGACCACUUGUUGGCAGUGUCUGCACCCGCUUUGCAUGGUAAUUCAGGUGAUGGACCUCCAAGUCGUUGUGGCCGGUCGUGGUCGGUAGACCCCUCUUGGAAAUGGCUUGUAUCAAGUGAUGAGGAUAACGACAGUACUGCUGGAGACUUGAAGUUUCCCACCGAGGACGUAGACGACUCUGAAGUUGGCGGGCUUGAGGAAAACGUGUCUACAGUGGAAGAGAUCAUUGGCAUCUCCAUGCCGGACUUGAGAGUGCCUCCAGCCCCUACGCUGACAGAAGGCAACGUGCUGAGAGCAUCCCGUUAUGACAACCUUGAUGCAGUGUCGGUAGCUGAGAGUGUGGCUACUGAUGGCAGCAGCAAGCACAACCAUGGUGAGGACGAUGCAUUAACAGAGUUCUGUGAACCUUGGGACAGUCUGCGAUGGGAAAGGCUUCUACGAUUGGUGGAGUCUUCUCCGGAUGCCCCGGAAAGCAAGGCUGAAGAGUCAAAGAUAUCCACCGACUCCUUUGAUACAGCCUCGGCAGUCAGUGGUGAGGACUUGCUCCUUUCCGAGUGUCCAACCCUGGCAUUGGAGCAUAAGCGGUCGAGUGGUUUUCAGGAACAUCUGGAUAUGCUUCUGGCUUCGAGGAAAUUGGGAGGGCUGUACAAGAGGGACUCAACGGUGGGCGCCGAUGUUAAAAGCUAUAUAUUCAAAUUGGUGCAAGAGAGGAACACAACGUUUGCCAUGACAAUAGAGAAUUUCAUCCAGUGCACACGCGAGAGCAGUGAAACAUCUCCUGCUGUGGUCAUGCGAAAUAUCCGGCAGUUCAUGAGUGGCAUGAAGAACUAUCUGCUCAAGCAUGGAGAAGGCCAGUUCGAGCAACUGGUGCAAGAAGAACAGUCCAAGCUGAAACCAGAUGAGUUCAUGAACAUUGAUGCAAUCAUCGAAGUGUCACUGCAUCGCCUGGUCAUCAAGCCUCUGCGGCGCUACCUGUACCAGCUUUUUGUCAAGCAAUACACGCAGUCUGGUGCUUUGAAGCUGCUGUCAGACAGCAUGAAGUAUGCCCGCACCAAAACACCUCAGGAGCUUGGAAUAAAGAGUGACUUCGAGCCACCACGGGGCGUCACAUUGGAGCUGGUGCAGCAUUUCCUGGUCAAGCUGCAGAAGGCCUACUCACCACUGAGGAAGCUGGAGAAUCUUCUGUCAGCCAUAUCCGUCAUAUAUAGCAGUGUGCAGAGGGACCGCAAGUCGCAACCUGAGGGCGAGUCUUUUUCAUUGGGUGCUGAUGACUUCCUGCCCAUCUUUCUGCACGUUCUGGUGCAAUGUGGCCUGGUGUCAGCGGAAGUGGAAGCCGACUACAUGUGGGGGCUGUUGCACCCUUCUUUGCUCACUGGUGAAGGCGGCUACUACCUCACCACCUUAAGCAGUGCUGUGCACGUCCUCAAGUCUUUGCGAGAUGAUGAUGAGGCUGGUGCUGCUACUGCCAUGACCACACCCCCGCAGUCCACCCAAGGUUCUUCCGGCAAGGAGGCCUCUGCCCAGCCACCCAUGUUUCGCUACCCUCGAAUGGCUGACCUCCAGGGCUUCAUGCAGAUUGUCAUCCCGGAUGAGCUCAGUGGCAGCAUUGUGGCCAAGACGCUGCCUGUGCUGCCCCACAUGACUGCCAAGGAAGUUCGAAAGAUGAUAGCACACAAGUUCAGGGUCACAAAUCCUGAAGAUUAUGGCCUCUUUAAGCUAGUCAAAGGAGAAGAGACACAGCUGACUGACAACGACUGUCCUCAGGCAAUCAAGGCAGACCUUCUCACGAGUGGUGUUGAGUGUCGCUUUGCUUACAAGCGCUACGACGUCAAGUUCGUGUGGCCGUUCAGUGAGAAGCCAGCUUGAACCACUGUUUGGUCAACCAGGUCUGGGCUGGCCAGUGGGGUGCUUCCGAACAAAGCUCUACAGCAUUGCACAUUUUGCUAUUGCGGACUUGCAAUGUGCUCUCGCUUUUGGCUUAUUUGGUGGUAGAUCGUUCACUCUGCCAGAAAGAAAAAAAAAAAGACAGAAGUGCACAGGUUGCAGAAUUAUUUGUUUGUGUUCCCCGGUUACUGGCAUGCAUAAGCUUACCAUUCCUAUUUGAGAACAGAGCUAUGUGUGAAACAAUGUUCUCUAGGUACGGGUGUACAAUAUUUCAAAGCAAGUAAGACGCAGCGUGCAUUCAAAAUUAUGCUCUGUGUAGUCCAUUAAUGGGCUGGCUAGUUGGCUAGUUGCCCACUUUGUUAGGCCAACACUCCAAGAUGGUUUCACUGCCUGAGAAAAUCUUGUAAUGCUUGUUUUUAUCAUGUUUCCUGUCCCCAUAUGAACCACUCUUCCUUAUGACAAAGAGGUUUGAGCAUAGCCUCCAGAGUGAAAAUUAUAGGCUUAAAUUUGUAGUACAUGGCCUGCCUUGCUGCCUGUUCCCCCCCAAGUGUGAUAAACAGGCUUUAUUGUGGAGGCUACAACUUUUUAGUUUGAAGGACGCUGCUGCGCAGGUAUAUAUUCUGACAGGGAAGUGCAAAGUAGUGUUUUAAACUCAACUACCACAUCGAGAUGAAUUAAUACAGGGUAUAUAGGCUUGCGGUUCAAAUACUCAUGCAUGCAGUUGCACUUAAGGAAUAAUACAGUUAAACCUUGAUAUAACGAAGUCAGAAAAAUCAUCACAUAGCUAUGUUAGAUCGUAAUGCCGUAUAUUUUUAUGUAAGGACAAAAACCCUUGUACUGCACGCCUGAAUAACUCGUAAGAAAUGUAUAUAUAACAAAUUAUCUCUACAUGGGCUGCAUUCCUAUUUCCUGACAACAUGCCUUGCCAGCUCGGACAGGUGGCACAUACAAAGCCAUCUCUGCGCAGCAUCAACCUGAUGCAUAGAGGUGGAUCACUCUGUUCUUUGGUUGUUUCUGCAGUCGAUAGUCCAUAGGCAGGAAGCAUAUAGACUUAAGCGUUGGCAUCAUCACAUAAUUUCUUUCCCAGGUGCCCCAUAGCUUGUCCCAUUGCAUUUUCCAGCCAUGCUGCUUGUAAGAGACGGCUCUUGCAGCUGCACACUGUCCUGAGCUUCAUGUGUGCCAAGUACCAAGGCUUUCCAUGCUUCUUGCAUAAUUUGUAUGCACUGUGAAAAGUAAGAGGGUGUUACCAACUGCAACAUUCCAUACAUAUUUUGCGAGAAAGCUUUUGUGGCUUUUCUAAGUCGUGCAACCUCACACAACGUUCAAGGAUGCCUUCACCGUUGAGCAGCACUUUGCUGGUGCGGUGUAUAUAUGUGCAUUUGUCUUCUUUUUGGCUGUGUCCAAAGUUGAUCUUCAAAAGGAAGGCCAGUGACUAAGUAUCAGCAAAAUUCGUAUCUCAGUGCCCUCCAGUGUGCCCUUUCUUGUAUGUUUGUGCAGCAUAUGUAUGCUGCUUUCCGUAGGAAGCGCCUGUCAGUGCAUGCCACACUAAACAUUAUGCAUGUGCUUUGCACUUUGUAAGCACUGUACAUGUUUCCACCAUGAGCCUUCAUCACUGCCGCACCACCUGAAGCGUGCACAAGCACUAUCAAGUAAAACACUUCUUUCACUUUUCGCUUGAAGACUGCAGUAGUCUUUUACUGCGCAAACUUGCAAGUCAUGCUAUGUCAGAGCUUGCGUCUGAAUAAUAAUACCAUCAUAAUAUGUCAGCAAACAACCGCAUGCAGUUAAAUCAUUUGGCCACAGCCACCCGCAACACGGUUUCCAUUUAAUGCCUCGCUCCUCAUUUGAGACGGAAGUGAAGUAUUGAAAUCGUAGAUAAACACACAUUAUGUUGAGCCUAAAAAUGGCGUUCUAUGGACAUCGAGUUAUGAAAUGUAAAAAUGAAUCAUUACAUCAAAAAUUUGACACAUUGAAACUCGUUACAUUGAGGUUUAACUGUGCCUAUGAAGCCACAAAUACAGCUUUGGACCAUAUUUUCUACUACCACUAGUGCCAGGUACGAAAAAGCUUUACUGCAUCAGGCUCUCAAACCAAGUGUAACUGCAGCAGUACUUUGGCAAUCCCGACUACUCAUCUUUAGCAGCCUAUAAGCAGCCUUUAAGCAAAAACACAAGAAAAUAGAAAGUUGGUACAAUGAAAUUGAACAAAGAAAGCCUGGAAGCUGCAUGGCUGCAAGCCUGCGUUGUUACUUUUUCGUAGCACAUACAGGGUGUUUUUCUCUUCCUUAAUAAAAAAAAAAAACAGAAAAAAAAGAUACUUUAUUUUGGUCCUAUGUUCAUGGCUUUGUUAGUAAAAGUAAUGGCCAUAAGAAGGAGAGUAGGUUGUGAUACUUGGCUAUUGUCAAAGAUUAGUUUCAUUGUCUUAAUAGCCCAUUUUGUGUAAUAUUUGCCUGUUUAGCUAAUCUCAUUGUUUCGUAACAUAAUCAAGAAAUGAAACUGCAACAUCUGGCAAAUGAGCAGUUACUCAGCUUGGAUGUUUAUGUAAGGAAGCUGGUUUUAAUUGGUUGUGAGAUGUUGGAUUUAACAUACAUUGUUUUAAGAAACCCCUCUGGAAGUUUGUCUAGCUGUACUAGUUAUGCACAACUGGUUGAAAAGAACAUGGGAUACAUCUCUGACUUGUGAAGUGCAUAAUAGAGAGGUGCUCUGACGAAGCUGUAAGCACUUAAGUUUUGCUGCUUGAAUCUUUCUCAAAAUGAUUAAUCCCAACUUUUUCCAUCUUGAACCAUUUCAAAGGGUCUGGCUUCUCUCCUGCAAUGUGGGUGUGAUGCCUUUUGUUAUCCGAGGUACGCAACAGUUGCUGCGUCAUGUUUAUUUGGCGGUUGUUAUCUUAGCAGCUUGGCAGUCCGCUUCCAGCUACAUUAUUUUUGCAUGCACCACGUGGAAGAGCCAGCCUUGAAAACAUGAACAAAAUGUGUAAAUAAUUUCAUCCUCUGAUUGGUGGAACAUUUAAGCAAGUUCAUAAGAAAGAUACUGGGCAAUAAUAAAGUGCAGCCUUUCGGUCAAGCUUUUUUUUUUUUUUUUAUCACAGCUUCUCCUCCUGCACAUUUUAAACACAGGACGGGGCGCCACAGUCACUAGCAAGGCCACAGCAAACCAAAUGCAGCAAGGCACACAUAGUCAGCAUUGUGGCAUGAUACAGUUGCUAGUAAAUAUUUGCAGCCUUGCAACCACAUCCAUGCUUUCGAUUAAAUGUUUAGUGUCUGUGAUUUAUUUUUAUUAUUGACUGUACUUAAGGAGAGUACUCAUCUUCUCUGACAUAAUUGUGCUCAGAAUGGUCCAUAUAAGUGAUCACAAUAGAAGCAAUGAUUAGAAAAGAAAUGUACAGUACAUGUAAAUGUUCAUGUACAGAACAAGUGUUCCUGGGCCCAUGCAAAUGAGGUCUCCUCUAAGUGCCACGUUCCAAGUCCUACAUUCUGACAAUGGCAUGCAUCUGAGGUACGAAGACAGCGCAGCACUGAAUGUUUUGUAAAGCAAUACUAGUGGUGCAUGUCACCAUGACCCUGUCAUUAUGUUGUGCUUGCAAGUAAUGCACAAGUUCAUUUUGUAUCAAUCACCUUGAGUGAAAAUUUCAUGAGCAGAAAUGACGUAGAGAAGUGACAACUUAAGGAAGAAACUUGCGUGCAAUGGUAAAUCAUAUACAAUUAUUCAGGGUAGGCGAGCUUGCGCACAACAACGAAACCUAGCAGGAAUUCUUCCUGAUGAAUGCUACAUGCUGCCAUGCUAAUUCUCUUUUCUCUAAGCCAGAUUGUGCGCUUAGAAAAGAGUAAGACCUGAAAGGGCUUAGUAAAGGGUGUCUCUAGCGCUUUGCAUGUUGUGCUUGCCUUGUGUGUAAAUAAAUUAUCAUCUCGAGGCUGCAUUUGUAAGAUUUCGCACUUUUACAGAGCCGAUGGCACCAUGUGGGAACGACAUAACCACUUUCCUUGAAUUUUCUACUGAACUGCUGAUGGUUGUGUAACAAAGCAAAGUAACAGUGACAUGGUACAGACGUGUCUGUUAUAAUGGCUGUUUUGACACAAGCUAAAUUCUACUUUGUUGGCCACAGUAACCUAACCAUCAAGGAAUGUAACUUGCCAUUAAAAGGAAGGUGUGUAUGAGCCGAGGAUUAUGUGACAGUGCAAAAUGCCACAAUGAAAUACUGUAGAAUUUACAUGCUGUGAACACAGUUGUGUUUACCACACAAUUAAUGAGACAUUUCUAACGCAAAGCCUUCACAUUUUGGCGCGGUGGUACAUAGUUAUUAGCGUAGAUGUCUAUGCAGACCCCAGGGCAGCUGAUUAAAAUUUCUGUCGCUGGCAGUCUUUCCUUGCCCCACAAAAGCACUGUCCAUUGUGCAAAGAGCAGUGAAACCCUUUGGAUGGCUUCUUCUUUGCCCACCACCAAACAGUCGCUAUCAAUGCUAGUAGCACCCCAUCUUUGUAACAUCUAUGAAUACAGGAGCUCUACAUGCCUAAGACUGGGUUUGCACAAAAUGUCGGUGUUUGUUUAAGCUAUGUCUGCAUGCUUGCCGUCCAAUAGCAAAUCACAUGCUGGAUUUCAUUGUCAUAAGUGCUCUUGAUGACUGCUGGCUGAAUGCAGUUAAGACAGCAGUGCUGUAGCAGUUCAUGUAGGUGUCUAGUCUGCUAGCGUAUAGCAUCUGGUGUACAGCCAACAGUGUGAAAUGGCGACCGUCCCACUUUGGAAACAAAACUUACUGUUUCUUUUAUGUGACCAUUUCCUUGCUUCUGGAUAUUACAGUUGUCUGCUGGGCAGGGCACUGACAUGGCAAAUUAAGCAAUGUGUUUUUCGGAUUGCACGUAGUGCUGGUAUUUUGCCAAAAGGCAUCUAAAGGCUGGAGAGGACUUGAAAUAACUAGUAUGCACUAUUUUGAUACGAGGACCAUAAUGCAUUCACAUACAGUUCGCAGAUGUUUUUCACCAAGUCACAUUCUUGGCUUAGGUGAAAAUGCCUCCUAACUGGAAUUUCAUGCCCUAAGUGUCUUUAUUCCAUGGAAUUUAGUUUCAUUGACAUAUCAGUGUCCUGCUGAGGAGUGUUUGGUGGAAGUGCACUUUUUGAAAUCUUCAGCAAAAGGUGUCUGGUUUUUAUUUUUUCACACUGUAACUUAACAUAAAAAUUAUGCAAUAGCUCAUUGAUCUUUUUCACGCGCUGUGCGCUAGCGCUGCUAAAAGUGUUCUAUGUUUUCAAUGGAUUGAUCUUUAAUAGCGUUGAAAUUGCAAAUUAUACGUACAUAAUAUCCAUAACUAUUGCUGCUCUUAGUUAAGAUGUCUUGACAAAUUUUCUUGUGCAUACAGUAGCCUGCAUGCAGUGCAUUGCGACUUUUUUGCUAGGUGUGUGGAUUGCUAGGUGUGUGUUGUGCUGGCAUUGCUACAAAGUAGCAGAUGGAUGUUAAUUGUUUAUGUACCAUGAACGAGCUGCCCACAGCAGUUUGUACCCCUAACUCAGAGGACUCGGCUAAAAAUAUCCAAAGACACCUAUGCACUUCCCAUGAGUUGUGGCUGCGAAAGCAUUCAUGUCAACUUGAACACCGCUGCGCGGCCUUUCGAGUUAUGAGCACCUCACGAGCAAGCGAGCACAUUGGGGUGCUGGGUGCAUUUUGAUUUAGCCUUACCGAACUGCAAUUAGAAUGCAGGUGAGAGUUUGCAGAGACAAGAAACAUGCUGACGACACAGGCCUCCAAGAGUGAGGCUGGUGUGGUGCCACGGUGAUACCCUCUUCCCUCACGCAACACCUGGCACGCUAGCGCAGCAGCAGGUAUACCCUUUCGCCUGCUCUGUUCCGUCGAGGUGCGCUCGUGACGUGGCGUCGCGGUCAGUAAGAAUUUAUCUGCCGUUUCGCUUCUACAGAUGACACAUGAAUGCUUUUUCGCUCAAAGGGCCAUUUAAUGCUUUCACAUAAAAAAAAAAAGUCAGGCGAGAAAGGUUCUUUACCAAACUUUGUGUUAUUGAAUAUACUGUACCAGGCAGCAGGUAAAACUGACAACCAGCAACUGUUGCCUCAAAAUCACAUCAUCAAGCUUCUGGCUGCACCGAAAAUAUGGCACCAAGCAGAUAACUCUCAGUGUACGUGAUACAGGUGCGAAAGUGUGAGUUAAUGCCCAGAGGGCAACAGUACAGCAACAGAGUUGCAUUUAUUUUUUUGCAUUACGAUGGUCAGUGCCUGCCUUCUCAAUGUGCACACACUUGAUGAAAAUCAACUUGAGAGGCACACCUUGUCCAACUGCAUGACUUUAGUUCACUGGUGUGCCUUCGGUUACUGGAGAACCUAUCUUGAGUGCUAGCUCGCGAAAUGUCUUAAAAUUUUGUAGCGAGACCUUGAAGCAACAGCAGAAAUGACAAUUUCCGAGUGUGCCUUCCUGUAUAGCAAGGCAUCAAGCCAGACAACAAUUGUAACUCAAGUAUUAUCGCUGACAGCAAUCAAUUAAGAGCACAGCCCUAGUAUAAGCUAAACAUUGAUCUGCCCACUAUACGGUGGACUUACUCCUUUCAGAAGCAAGUACAAUGCAUACCUGCCAAGCCUCCCAGUUUCCCCAUACUUUCUAUAGAUGCUCGGCAAAUUGUGGGGCAGGAUACUUGACAAGUGUGACAAAAUGGCAUGAAACACUGGCGUGCAAGCCUGCUUUGUUUGCCAUGUUCAAUAGGCAUGAGCAAGUUUGACUUAAGAAGUGCAGCAUAUUGUGGUUCUUCACAAUUAUCGUCGACAACAUAUAAUGAUUUGGGAAUCGGAGCUAUUUGCUGCGUUGCCGCUCCCACACAUAGUGGUCACGAGGAAACCUAAAUCGUGUUUCCAGCACUAUAGUAUGUAAAGUGAGUUGGAUGAGCUGGAAUUAUUUUACUAGAGUGAAAGAAAUAUGUAAAGUGCUGCUGGUCAUGCUGAAUUUGUCUGCAGUGCCUGUAGUGGAGAAUCUAUUGUUACACCUAACAAUUUAAUAAAUGCUUGACAGUUUUUGGAAGUUGUGCUUCUCAUCGAGCACUUAUAGGAGGUUUGUCCAUAUUAAUGCUUCUAUUGUACAAAGCUUGUCCCUGGGUAGAGCAGUAUAAAAUUAUGUGAAUGCUACUGCACUGAUGUGAUGGAAAGACUGUAUGUCAUGUUUAAUACCAUUGCUUGAAAAACAUUAUGCAAGCUUGUUGCUCUUGGUAUCUGUCAAUGUGCAAUUUUCCUUAUGUGUAUGGUGACCAGACUUUGGAUUACAAAACUAUAGGAGGAAGAGGAGGAAGUUGUGGGAGGGGGGGGUCACUCUAUCGUAGGCUUGUGAGAUGUGAAGCCUUGCGACUUACCAAUGAGUGUAGUUUGCCAAAAAUUUCAUCUCUUUUUUAUAUGCGUUGGUUCUAGCAUAGACAUAUUUGGAACUGGCUGUGUGCAUGCAAACAAGUACCAGAUUUAUUUCGUCCACGACACAGAAGUGUUUUGUUUCCACUCUGCCUUUGCACCCUGCUUAACUGUUAGCUAGCUGGUUAAGUUAAAUUUCAUGCUUUGGUUGUAAACAGGCUAGUGCCAGUGCUCUCUAAUCAUUGAAGGAGGCCAUGUAAAUUUUUGCAUACUUUUGCCAAGGUCAAUUUAACAAGAUCACAUUGCUAGUUUGCUCACAGCAUUGAAUGCCAGUGCCUAUGUUUUGGAAUUACAAGCCUAUCUUGCUGGUACAGCUUGGGCCAAGGCAUGAGGACUAAAGCAGGGCACAACUUUCCACUAUCAGAACAGCACGCAUGAAACGCCAGAUAUGUUAUACCUAUAGUAUCAGUCUGUCUGGUCACAUUACUGAUAUGCAACUGCUAAUCGUCCUGCUGGCCAUGGCAUAUUCUGCUCUGUGAUUUCAUGUUUUAUUGAUAUCUUUUUUUUAGCAUAACUGGCACUGGUGAUCUGUUUAUAUGUAUUACACUUUUGUCUUGUUCUGUGUUUCAUGCUUAGAAAUGGUGCAUGUAAUUAAACAAGCGUACUCGUAAAUACUCUACUGUGCUGGUAUAUAGGCUGCCUUCCUCAUGUCAACUUUUUCUGUGAUCGACAAAGCCGAGUGUGAGGUUUUCUUGUGCACCUGACAUUUUUAGCCUCUGCAAAGUUUUAGGUAUAUAAAGUGUGCUGUACAUGACUAUUUUUUACAGCUUUUUAUCUUGUAGCUUGUUUGUUUCAUGCAACUGCAGUGUUCAUUGCUGCUAUGCUGCAGCCAUGUCUAUUUCCUGGGCAUGAUUUAUUAUGAUCGUCUCAUAGUAUUUACAUGACUCCUGCCACCUUGCAUUUUGUGAAUUUGUUGUUUUGAAACGAACAUCUCUCUCUGCUUUUUGACUGCUGUGACUGGGCUGGAUUGGCUGUAAUUUUGGCAGUGGUGUUCUUGUUUGCAGGCGAACAAGCUAAGGUUACAAUGACUAUUUCGUGGGUAUCACUUCAAUGCCCGAUUAAACUUCCUCUGGCAAA
Molecule: messenger RNA, 12380 nt
Organism: Dermacentor andersoni
Lineage: Eukaryota; Metazoa; Arthropoda; Arachnida; Ixodida; Ixodidae
Gene: spri
Product: Src homology 2 domain-containing protein sprint
Biological process (GO): vesicle-mediated transport; signal transduction
Cellular component (GO): cytosol; endocytic vesicle
Molecular function (GO): guanyl-nucleotide exchange factor activity; small GTPase binding
Source: RefSeq, a predicted model, not a curated record